This is a messenger RNA of Acaulospora colombiana, 693 nucleotides long. The record is from the annotation of a GenBank genome assembly. NCBI's taxonomy places the organism in Eukaryota, Fungi, Glomeromycota, Glomeromycetes, Diversisporales, Acaulosporaceae.
AUGUCGUCUACACCAUUCUCCCUCAUAGUUCGUGUUGAUCGCGGCGAGUUAUCCACAACCCCAGUUGCGAACGAAUCAUUACGACCGACUAACGCUGUUGAUGAUCACACAGACACCGUCACUUCACCAGCCACAACAUCAACGGCAACGCAGACCGCCUCAAACAGUACACUCGCAGGACGUUCUUCAGCGUCAUUAGAAGAAGUCGACAAAAGAUGUUGGAUUUGCUUUGGCGAGGAAUCAGAUAGUGUGGGAAAAUGGGUCCGACCUUGCAAAUGUUCACUAAUAUGUCAUGAAGAAUGCCUGUUAAAUUGGAUCACCGAGAAUCAAAAGAGUACAGCGUUAAAGAAGUUAAGGAUCACCAUGCCACCUAGCCCAUCCCUUACUAUUUCACUUUUGCCAUGGGCUAGGAUUGCCUACAACUAUUCUUAUAAUCGCCUCUUUGGUCGGCUUGAGGCGACAUGGCGCCGGCAACUCGAGCCUUAUAAUGCUACAAGUGAGGAAAAUGGGGAAAAUGGUAAUGAGCGACGCCGCGAAAAUCAGGAUGUGUUGGACCGCCUAGACAGAAGCAAUGCUGGUCGUAAAAUUUUAUCUCUGCUAUGGUCGGAAGCUUCUUUGGUCGCUUCUCAUUUAUUCGUUCACGCAUUCCCGACACAUUCCAUCGCAAUAUUCUUGGAGGGUGCCUGUUCAUAG